AUGAAUGACCCGGGACUUGACGGUGCCAUCGCCGAGGAGGCAGAUGCUCUAGAUCAGAGCUCCUCCCAGACCCACCCGGGAAACAACAGCACCGCAUCUAACACCACCCCAAAGACAUACCAACUAGACAAAGAAUGCCCGCUUCAAGCUCGAUGGUGGCUCGCAUGCACUGUCUACCCGUUGGCAGCUGGAACCUUUGGGCCUAUGGCGAGCGCAUUCAACGUAUGUUGUUUGGCACAAACCUGGCGAAUGGUACCAGAUGAUAACAAUGGGUAUCUGAACGUUGCUGAUCCAAAAUGGGUUACCUCCGUGAACGCUCUCUCCCUUGUGUCUGCUUUAGUCGCGAAUCUCUUCCUGUCGCUAAAUAUGGCGCGCCGUGUUCGAUUUUCACUUGCCCAGCCUAUCAUCGUGUCGGGGUGGUUCAUUUCUUCGGCACUCCUGAUUGCCAUUCUGAUUCCGUUUGGGGUGAUGAUGGACAAAUCUACUUACUCGACCGCUGUUUACACUCAGGCGUACUAUUAUGGAGCCUUCGCGGCUGGCAUGUACUUUAUCAUCGCGUGUUUAUCACUGGUCACCGCAUACGGAGCUCGAAAGGGCCACUACAGCUGCGAAUACAAAUUGAGCAACAGCCAGCGAACCUUGAUGCUGCAAACGAUUAUAUUCUGCAUAUACCUUCUGGCUGGCGCUGCAGUCUACGCAAAGGUUGAGGGCUGGCGGUUCUUGGAUGCGGUUUACUUUGCAGAUUACACCCUGCUCACCAUUGGUGUCGGUAAUAUUACCCCUGCAACUCAUCUUGGCCGGGGUCUGCUUUUCCCAUACGCCAUUGGUGGCAUUGUGAUUCUCGGUCUUAUUAUCUCGUCAAUUCGAACGCUGAUGCUGGAACGGGGGCGUCAAAAAAUGGCUGAUGCCCUGGCUGCACGAACUCGGAAGUUUCUUGUGAAGGAGGCGACUUCGAGUCACAAUCGUCUGCGCUCUCUUGUGCCAGAUCUGCCAACCGAAGGCCAAGACGAGGACGGCAUGUCGCAUCGCGAGCGACAGAAACGAGAAUUUAUCACCAUGAGAAGAAUCCGUCAAUUGGCUACUGUGCAGCAUAAGUGGAUUUCACUUAUUGUAUCCUUGUUAGUCUGGAUGGCCAUGUGGCUUAUCGGCGCAGUGGUGUUCUGGCGUUCGGAACAAGCCCAAGGAUGGACAUACUUUGAAUCGCUCUAUUUUGCCUACACGACCCUCCUGACCAUCGGAUAUGGAGACAUAUACCCGAGAAGCAGCCUCGGGAAAGCAUUUUUCGUUUUCUGGUCCCUGCUCGCCGUCCCCACAAUCACAAUCCUCAUCUCCAGCAUCGGUGACACCCUCAUCCGCUUCAUUCGCGACCUAACCCUUUACAUCGGUGAAAUCACCAUUCUACCCGGCGACGAACCAUUCAUGGAACGCAUAAAGGACAUCUUCCGCAUGUCCUGGUCCGACAAAUGGGUCGAAGAAACACUCGGCGAAAAGAAUACCGCGGACAUCCUGAACGAUAAAAACGCCACCAACGACCCCGAACAAGCAAAUUGGCAAGCCCACCGCACUCUCGAAACAGAGGAACACAAACGAGAACAAUCAGCACACGCGUGCGGUGACGUCGCCGGCGAAAAGAUACAUCACUACCACUAUCUCCUUUUCCGCGAGAUCCGCAAGAUGAUGGAAUACACCAAGGACAAUAUAGCCAAGGAGUUCGACUACCUCGAGUGGGAGUACUAUCUAGAUCUUAUAACGGGUAAACAUAAGCCUUUGGCUGAUGAAUGUUUGGACUCGGGGCUCGAUGCACGAACGCGCGAGCUUCAGCAGUGGAGCUGGAUUGAUAAGAGGAAUCCGUUGAUUGGAGAGAAAAGUGAGGUGCAGUGGUUACUUCAUGAGUUGACUGAGGCGCUUGAGAGAGAGCUCAGAGGAGCGAGUCGGGGGUUUCACUCUGAUACUGAUGAGAAAAGUUUGAGGAGGAGAAAGUCGGGUUCUGAUGUUGAUGCGAGUAAGGGCGGCUAG
Molecule: messenger RNA, 2016 nt
Organism: Penicillium verhagenii
Lineage: Eukaryota; Fungi; Ascomycota; Eurotiomycetes; Eurotiales; Aspergillaceae
Product: potassium channel family protein
Exons: 3
Coding region: 1-2016 (671 amino acids)
Biological process (GO): potassium ion transmembrane transport; stabilization of membrane potential
Cellular component (GO): membrane
Molecular function (GO): potassium ion leak channel activity
Source: RefSeq, a predicted model, not a curated record